AAAAUAUUUGUAGCCAACAGUGGAGGGUAUGUGGGCCUUUUGAUUUUCACGCGGGAACUCCAUGCUUGUUCGCAUCUUAGCUAUCUGGUUUCACUGAAAAUCUUCAGGUUCUCUACAAUGCGAGUUCCUUCUCACAACUAUUUUACGAGCGUACCCUGAUCUCAAGUCUAGCUAAUUUCCUGCUCUCCAAUUCUCUAAAAUGUAUAAAUUUGUUAAUUCAGCGGCAAAGCAGUUGUUCUGUGACUUAAUAUUUGAUUCAGCAAACAGAAAAUAAAUCUGAGACGAGGAGAGGAGCGGGUUACAAUGGCCAGGGGAGAUGUGGACCCUGAUAUUAGCUCACAAGUCAAUGUUUCUGCAGAGGAACGGGACAAGCUUGUUGCUGAAAUGAUGAGAUUCAUGCUUUUCAAAAAUCAUCAACACCCUGGUGUUCCUGUAAGGAGGGAAGAGCUAACGCAGAUUGUCACUAAGAACUAUCGUCAAAGAAAUCUUCCAAAUCUAGUAAUUAAUCAGGCUCAAAAGAAAUUUGCAAGUAUUUUUGGCUAUGAAAUGAAGGAACUACAGCGUUCUCGAUCUUCAAAGGACAAUCUAGCCCGUGGUAGUCAACAAAGCACAACUGAGGUCAAAUCAUAUGUUUUAAAAAGUAUGUUGAAAGAGGAGCUUCGAACCAGAUUUGUUGAGGACAAGGACAGUUCACAACUCCUUGGAUUGACUUUUGUUGUAGUUGGCAUUCUGCAACUCUCUGGAGGCAAAAUUCCAGAAGAAACAUUAUGGCAACACCUGAGGAGACUAGGGCUGGAUGAGCAUGAGGAAAGACAUCCUGUUUUUGGAAAUGUAAAACAGGCAAUAGAGACAAUAACCAAGCAGAGAUACAUACAAAGGGAAAGGCUCAGUGGUCCUGAAGGUGAUACGAUAGUAUAUGAGCUUGCUGAGAGAGCUCUUGAUGGGAUUGUCAGCGGAAAAGUUAAAGAAUCCAUAAUGCAGGUAAUUAAGAAGGAUAUUACUACCACGGAGGCUUUUGAAGAAGGAACAUGACAAAGGGUAUGGGAAACGAUAUUUGGCCUUUUACUGGUGCUAACAAAAUGAAGAUCUCAAUUUUAAAGGAUCAUACAGUUUUUCCUUGACAGAUUUGGGUCAGAUUGUCAUAAGGAGUACAUGUUUGUAUUGAUAUUUUAAGAUCUUUAGAUAUUAUUAUAUUGCAAGUGUUGUAAAAUUGCAAGGGCAAUGAUGUAUUGCUAUCUCGUACCAUGCACUCACAAACAACUUUCUCAUUAAAUUUAUUGAAUAUGCAACUCAGCAUAUCUAAUAUGUUCUAUUCAGUUCACUGAUAAUCUUGCAGGAGCUUGACACCUGUCUUUUUUCCUCAAACCACCAAGCCUAUGGACUUAUAUUCUUUGAACGGAUUUAAAGGCAAUUUAAAGAACUCCGAUUGAUUUAA
This is a messenger RNA of Cryptomeria japonica (Japanese cedar), 1435 nucleotides long. RefSeq lists its product as uncharacterized. The record is from RefSeq and is a predicted model, not a curated record. Bases 304 to 1032 code for a protein of 242 amino acids. The transcript is spliced from 7 exons. Lineage: Eukaryota; Viridiplantae; Streptophyta; Pinopsida; Cupressales; Cupressaceae. Gene Ontology annotation, cellular component: nucleus.